This is a messenger RNA of Scheffersomyces stipitis CBS 6054, 1098 nucleotides long. It is a transcript of the gene DCC1, whose product is annotated as Dcc1p. The coding region runs from base 1 to 1098 and encodes 365 amino acids. The transcript is spliced from 2 exons. Gene Ontology annotation, cellular component: chromosome, centromeric region; nucleus; Ctf18 RFC-like complex. The record is from RefSeq and is a predicted model, not a curated record. NCBI's taxonomy places the organism in Eukaryota, Fungi, Ascomycota, Pichiomycetes, Serinales, Debaryomycetaceae. Gene Ontology annotation, biological process: mitotic sister chromatid cohesion; maintenance of mitotic sister chromatid cohesion.
AUGAAGAAGUAUUCUGUCUAUCAGCAGAUCUCGCCUGACGAGAAGUAUACCUACAAAUUGUUACAGUUACCGUCCGAUUUGCUCAGACACAUAUCUGACAAUGAGACUGACAAUUUGCUUAUCAAGUCAUCCACAUCUACAACUUCCAAUCCGGGACAACUAGUUGUUUGUACAGAUGACAAGACGUGGAAAUUGAGGCAGAUGAACCAUUCGAAUACGGUUUUAUUGCUCGACAAUCAGAACAUAGUUCAGCAUAGAAACGAUAACAAUUUAAUAGGGUUUGCCAGUUGUUCGUACGAGUAUGAGUUGACUGACUCGAAGGGAUCCAUAGAUAUAACGAAGUUGCCUCGUCUUCACGGAGACGAAUUACGAGAUUCUACAAAUAACGUUCAUGCUGUACAAAUUUCGGUUGAUGAAUUACUUGAGAAUUCGCCGAUUUCUCGUCAGGAAUUCUUCCAUGAAUGGUAUGAGCUUGGAGGCUGUGAAAUUGACGGCAGAGCAUAUAUUCUUUCACCGGAAUACAUCACUGAGGUAUUAUACACUUUGAUAACGGCAUUGAUAAGUGAAAGCUUCAAUUACAGAACAGACACAGUAGCCGUAGAUACUAUUCACCAAUUAUCUAAAAAGCAGCUGAAUUUCGCCGAUUCGAUCGUUACUACUAUAGUACAAAAAUUCACAGUGCGAUCUGAUAAACCAAAUGAAGUUCUGCUAGAUAAUGACAAGAUCGCUAAAUGGUUUGGUAUCCAUGUUCUUUCUGAGCGAGCAACGCUGUUGUUGUCUAGCAAGGAAUUUCUCAUCCAGUGGAAAUCGUCGCUUCCAGCAUUCUACAACGUUUCGCUCGAUUUGCACUAUUUGAGAGGUUACUACUGUAUGCCCGUAGAGGAUAACUUAAUCUACAUCAAUAGAGACCAUUUAUCGACAACGCUUUCUGCCCGGUUUGUCGAGUUGUUCCAAUUAGACAGAGAAUGGAACUAUGACGAUUUUGUACCUUUCAUCAAGGAUUUGGUUCCUCCAGGCGUCAAAGUUGAUCUGAUGAUUCUCAAAUUUGGCAAGAAGAAGAAAAUUGGGAAAGAUCGAUUUGUGGUGACACCAAGGUAA